AUGAAAAGUGAUAUAGAAAAAGAAGCUGGCACUUACAUACUUAGGAGUUUUGGACAAUUUUUCAAAAAACAAUUUCAAGAUCAUAUAUCUAUAUGCAAUCAUGGAAUUCUAGUGGAAAAUAAAUCUUUUAUUCCCAUAAGAGUGGAGAUCGCUCCCCAUGAACUUACCCCAAUUCCACAUUUAGUAGCUUCUGAUAAUACCGUAAUGUCAAAAGUAUUAGGUGUUUUAUGUUCACUAUGUGUUGAGGUAACAACUUUGAAAAGAGAAGCAUUUGAAAGACAUUUCUGUUUCCUAGCUGCAUAUGAAGAAUAUCCUAAAAGUGGCAUUGCCUCUCAAAUGGAAUCAAUAUGUCUGUUAAAUGCAUUUACGGCACACUGUAAUGACACACUACAGAAUCUUUGUUGUCAGGUUUUUGCUAUUGUAUCAGAAGGUCUCAUAAAUCUUAAUGGCAUUCAACUACAUUAUAUCAUAAAUAAUAUUGGCGAACUUUUUACUAUAAUUAUAUUAUUGGAAUUAUUGAUAUCUAGAACAUCUUUAGCAACCAAUUGGCAUAACUAUUGUAAGAGUUUAAAGGCGUCUACUCCGGAAAGCUUGGAAACGCAUGAUGAAAAUUUCAAAGCGUUAUUGGGAGCUGUUGAUAAUAUAACAUGCAAGAUUAUGAAUGAUGAUAUAGUUCAAAGCACGCUGCAUCAUUUAUUAACGCUAAGAAAGAAAACGCUUGUUGCAAAAAAUUGUACAGCUGUUGCUUCAGAGUUUACGCAAUAUCUUAAACAAGCAAUUUUUAACUUGGACAGAUUGGUACAAGAUAAACCAAACACAGAAAAUAUGUAUAAAUGUAUUAAAAUCAAUGCUUUAUUUGUGCUAAACUCACAUUUGUUUGGCAGUGGUGACAAGAAAAAUUUUAAAUCAUUAUGUGAUCUUAAUUUAAAGGCUCACAGUAUACAUGUCAUUGGAACAACUAUAUGGUUUCCCGAACAAUUUUUACAAAGAUAUGCUCCAUCGCUUUUCUCCAAUCAUGGAAAGUUGUCACAAAGUAUGCUCAAAACUCGACAAGCAUACAUGAAUACCAAAAAAAUAUCACUGUCUAAAGACAUUAUGAUCCUACAAAGUGUUUGCUCACAAUGGGUAUUAAACAUAGAAGACAUUUUUUCGAACAGUAAUAAGUUAAACGCAACAGAAAUGAGCAUGCAUGCAAAAAUAAUUCUAGAAGGAGUUCAUACUGUCUCCACCAUCAGCCAUUCGCUCCUGACAUUUUUAAAUCUACAUUUGUCCCUCGGGAUACCCUUGUCAAAACAAACCCUUAUGUCUUUAUUCGAAGUUAUAGACAUACUCAAAGGCGUUAAAAACGCUGUUGUACGUAAUUGUAGUCAAAUUAUAAAUUCAAUAACAAUGAUCAUUCAACAUUUACUAUUUCAAGCAGCAUCCUCCGUACAGGAAGUAAAGAAAAUGUUAAUGUGCGAUAAAAAAUAUGCCAGUAAAAAAUUAGAUGAGCUAACAUGCAUUGUUAUUGCAGAACAAGCUAUUACAGGUGCAGCUACCAUUGAGCGGAACAUAGCCGCAAAUAUUGCAUUGAGUUUUGUGCCAGACACAACUUAUGUGAAUGACACUUACAUUAAAUUAGGAACAUUGCUCGAGAAAAUUCAAAUGUUAACAAACUUUCUCACUAACAUUGAUAAAUAUUGCAAUUGUUCUUGGAUGCUUUGGCAUCAAAAUAUCAUCCCAAUUUAUUUUGAACAACAGUUCGGCGUCCAAUUGAAUGCACUUAAAUUAAAAUAUUUCUUCAUGGUUUUGGAAGAUUGCGCGUCUCUACUGCACAAAACUGAUAAAUAUUACGGAAACAUGAAAUUUCAGGAAUUUCUCAAUAGUACCAAUGAUUUAAUUGAAGAUAAAGUACUAGACAAUUCCAGCCAACAUAUUGAAACUAAUUUACGUCUACAUAUUCACUCUCAUUUACAACUAGAUAUAAUAAACCCGUUUACAACUGAUAUGAUUAAAAAAGUGCUCCUAAUUACUAAUAACUUGAGAAUUGUAAACAUAUAUAUGAAUGUUGUCCCUAACGUGGAACAUUAUUUAUCCAAGACCUACUACAACUUAACGACUGUCGUUUUGUCGGACUGGAAAACUUAUGGAGAGAUGCGACAAAUGGCUAAACUUAAGUUUAAUCUUGCAACGGUACAGGAUAAUCUUCCUAAACAAACAUUAGAACAAGGCCUCGACGUGUUGGAGAUUAUGCGUAAAAUACACAUUUUCGUCUCUAAGUACCAGUAUAACUUGAACAAUCAAAUUUUCAUAGAAAAGAGUAGUAAUAAUAAACAUCUGAAUUCUAUUAAUAUAAGGCAUAUAGCAAAUUCCAUUAGAACACAUGGUACAGGGAUCAUGAACACAACUGUCAAUUUUACGUAUCAGUUUUUAAAAAACAAAUUUUUUACCUUUUCACAAUUUAUGUUUGACGAACAGAUUAAAUCAAGACUGAUUAAAGAUUUGAGAUAUUUUAAGGAUAACGCCCAAGCCAAUGGUAAUAUGUAUCUGUAUAAACACGCCGAAAAGUUUAACAAAGGGAUCAAAGUUUUAGGCUUAGCCGAAGAUGGCCAGAGUUACCUAGAUUUAUUUCGAGAUCUCAUAACGCAGAUAGGGAACGCUAUGGGCUAUGUUCGGAUGGUUCGAUCUGGUGGCAGACAUUGCUGUUCUGACGCAACCGCUUUUCUUCCAAGUUUGGAUAAUAAAUCAUUUAGGGAAUUGUGUGAACAAAACACACUUAGCCAAAAAGUCACUGAGGCUGCGGAAAAUUUGGACGACAAUAUUAACGGUCUAGUAUCUAAUUUUAUUGAAGGCACGGAGUAUUUUAAGUUACUUGUGGACGUUUUUGCUCCAGUGUUUAGAAAUCCUAAAAACGUCCAUUUAAAAAAUUUCUUUAUAAUUGUGCCUCCUUUGACAUUAAAUUUUGUUGAACAUAUGAUUUUAUCUAAAGACAAGAUGUCAAAGAAAAACAAAGCAGGAGCUGCGUUCACGGAUGAUGGAUUCGCUGUCGGUGUUGCGUAUAUACUGAAGCUUUUAGAUCAGGAUAAAAAUUUUGAAUCUCUUCAUUGGUUUAGUUCUGUGUGGAAUCACAUAAAAGAAGAAAGAGAAAUUAUCAAUGAACAAAAAAAUCAGGGAAGUUUGCAAUUACAACAAGCACUUGCAUUGUCGGAGAAGAAAAUCAAAACACUUGAAGAGGAAUUCAAAUUACUUUAUUAUAGCCUUACUAGUGCUCGUAUAUUUUUUAGAUAA
Molecule: messenger RNA, 3267 nt
Organism: Parnassius mnemosyne (clouded apollo)
Lineage: Eukaryota; Metazoa; Arthropoda; Insecta; Lepidoptera; Papilionidae
Source: the annotation of a GenBank genome assembly